Messenger RNA from Symbiodinium sp. CCMP2592, 2811 nucleotides. NCBI's taxonomy places the organism in Eukaryota, Dinophyceae, Suessiales, Symbiodiniaceae. The record is from the annotation of a GenBank genome assembly.
AUGUUGCGGGCUCCGGAGAUAAGCGGUCUGGGUCGUUCUUGGCCUCCAGCGGCUCCCUUGAGCCAUAGCCAGAGCUUCCAGCCGUCCCUCCUGUCCACGGUUGCAAAUCCCAGCUUCCAAGACUUGCAAAUUCCGCCCUUGCUCGGGCCCUCUCUGAGUGGAGCCGUUCCUGCAGCUCAGGCUUUCGUCUCAGGGCGAGCCGACCCCGACCCAGCCCCCAUCAGCUCAACCGGCCCAGCCACACACCGGAAGCAGGCUCCGGCAGAAUUCGCGGUCCAGAAAGGCAUCAAUCAGGAGUUGCUCGCCGCCUCUGCCACCGAAGACGAGGGUUGUGCUUUGCAGGUCCUCGCCGUUGCCUCCAAGUAUGUGGACCAGAUGAACGGCGUGAACCUGUCGACGGCGAUCCAUCGCAUCGCCCGCGCCUGUCAGCGCUUUAAGAACUCCGCCGAGCAGGUCAGAAAGGCUCCGAGCUUCGUGUCCCUCGUCGUGGCGGCAGAGCGCAUGGUCCUACAGGAGCUGGAGCAUCGGGAUUCACAGAUGCCAGUGAAGUGCUGCACCAUCAUCGCUUGGUCCUGCGCCAGCCUCCGUGUCUUCCGGAAUUCUCUUUUCAAGGCCCUUGCUCGGCUGGCAACAGUGUCCCUCGAGCAGUGCCAGUCCUACGAGAUGACGAAUAUCAUGUGGGCCUUUGGGGAGCUCUGCAAGAGCCGUCGGCAGCUGAGCAAAGAUUUGAAGGAAGACCUCCGCAACCUCUUGGAGGCGACGUGCAGUGUCUUCAUCGCCAGGCCCAUUGGAUGGAAGCUCCAGGUGCUCAUGUCUGCCCUCGUUUCCUUGACCAUCCUCCCUUGGCAGCCCUGCAGCCAGCGCCUCUUCACAGACAUAGCCAGAGAGGUGGCCGGUCGCCAGCAGGAGCUUGCCAAUGAGAAGACCAAACCAUUGGCCAUGGCCUUCCAUGAGCUCCGCACCAAGAAGCCCCAGGCCUUCAAGGAGAUCAUGAUGGCCUUGCAGGACUUCCCCGACUUCGUCGCACACCCCUCGCUGCGGGGCAACCGCUCCGAAGACGUAACGGCCGAAGCCGGGAUCCUGCGGCUAGUCUACGCAGCGCGGUGCGCAGAUGUGAUCGUAGGAUACUCGGAGAUGCGACUUGCCGUGUUGCACUGUCCUGGAUUUCUGAAGCUUCAGGGCUUCAUUUAUUCCAGCCCACUGAAAACAUGUCAGAAGCAUGCUCUCGGUGGUCAGAAGGGCGCUGCCGAAAAGAAUUGCCCUGAGAAGUUGGAGCGUCUACGACUUGAGAACUUGCCAGUGGGCUACCCUCCUGACAGCCCGCCAGUGCCGCGAUUCUUCAAGUCCAAGGAGUCGAAGGUCGUGAAGGCGGUGAAGAGAGAGGAGACCCUCGAGUCCGUCAGCCAGGGCAGCACAGCCGCGAGUCGAGGAUUCUUCGCCAACUAUUCCGACGAUGAGAAUUCAGAGCCGGAUUUGAGCUCGAACGCCUUGAGCUUGCGUGGACCCCCAGGACUUUGUCAGCAAGCGCCACCAGUUACGGCUGCACCGUCGUUGGAGUCAUCGGCAAGCCAUGCAAGCCCAACCAGUCCGAACUCGGGACGUGAGAUUUUCCGGCGUCUCCAAGAGCUGGAGACUUUGAAGGCGGCGCUGUCGCAGUUGGAGGCGGAGGAGAGGAUUGCGAUUGCUCAAGCCAACGCACGGCCAGACCCGGCUCUCAUGGCGAGAAUGCCAGCUUCGAUGUUGAGUUCUCAAGCGAUGUUGCGGGCUCCGGAGAUAAGCGGUCUGGGUCGUUCUUGGCCUCCAGCGGCUCCCUUGAGCCAUAGCCAGAGCUUCCAGCCGUCCCUCCUGUCCACGGUUGCAAAUCCCAGCUUCCAAGACUUGCAAAUUCCGCCCUUGCUCGGGCCCUCUCUGAGUGGAGCCGUUCCUGCAGCUCAGGCUUUCGUCUCAGGGCGAGCCGACCCCGACCCAGCCCCCAUCAGCCCAACCGGCCUAGCCACACACCGGAAGCAGGCUCCGGCAGAAUUCGCGGUCCAGAAAGGCAUCAAUCAGGAGUUGCUCGCCGCCUCUGCCACCGAGGACGAGGGUUGUGCUUUGCAGGUCCUCGCCGUUGCCUCCAAGUAUGUGGACCAGAUGAACGGCGUGAACCUGUCGACGGCGAUCCAUCGCAUCGCCCGCGCCUGUCAGCGCUUUAAGAACUCCGCCGAGCAGGUCAGAAAGGCUCCGAGCUUCGUGUCCCUCGUCGUGGCGGCAGAGCGCAUGGUCCUACAGGAGCUGGAGCAUCGGGAUUCACAGAUGCCAGUGAAGUGCUGCACCAUCAUCGCUUGGUCCUGCGCCAGCCUCCGUGUCUUCCGGAAUUCUCUUUUCAAGGCCCUUGCUCGGCUGGCAACAGUGUCCCUCGAGCAGUGCCAGUCCUACGAGAUGACGAAUAUCAUGUGGGCCUUUGGGGAGCUCUGCAAGAGCCGUCGGCAGCUGAGCAAAGAUUUGAAGGAAGACCUCCGCAACCUCUUGGAGGCGACGUGCAGUGUCUUCAUCGCCAGGCCCAUUGGAUGGAAGCUCCAGGUGCUCAUGUCUGCCCUCGUUUCCUUGACCAUCCUCCCUUGGCAGCCCUGCAGCCAGCGCCUCUUCACAGACAUAGCCAGAGAGGUGGCCGGUCGCCAGCAGGAGCUUGCCAAUGAGAAGACCAAACCAUUGGCCAUGGCCUUCCAUGAGCUCCGCACCAAGAAGCCCCAGGCCUUCAAGGAGAUCAUGAUGGCCUUGCAGGACUUCCCCGACUUCGUCGCACACCCCUCGCUGCGGGGCAACCGCACGUGA